AUGUCAGAAAACAGCCUUACCAGAAAUCAAAGCCAGACUGAAUUCAUCCUGUUGGGAAUUACAGACAGCCCUCAUGCACAGACCCCUCUUUUUGUCUUGUUUCUAUUGACUUACAUUGUCACUCUGAUGGGGAACGUUGGCAUUAUCUCAUUGGUUCGGGUGUCUCCCAGCCUCCACACCCCCAUGUACUUCUUCCUCACCCAUUUUGCCUUCACUGACAUCUGCUAUUCCACAGUCAUCUCCCCCAGGAUGCUGGCAGACCUCUUAUCAGAGGACAAAACCAUUUCUUUCACUGCCUGCAUGAUGCAGUUCUUCACCUUUGCUUUCUUUGCUGCUAUUGAGUGUCACCUGCUAGCCAUGAUGGCCUAUGACCGGCACGUUGCCAUCUGCCAGCCCCUGCUCUAUGUGACCAUCAUCUCCAGCCAUGUCUGCUGGCAGCUGGUAGCAUCAUCCUACCUAUUCGCCUUCCUCUGUGCCAUCAUCUGCACAUGGUGUGUGUUUGGAGGUUCCUUCUGUGGUCCCAACCACAUUGACCACUUCUUCUGUGAUGAAUUUCCUGUGCUACAGCUCGUGUGCUCUGACACCCACAGCAGUGAGAUGAUCUUUUUUGCCUUGUUCACCAUCAAUGUGGUGGGUGCAAGCGUGGUCAUUUUGCUUUCCUACAUCUCUAUCAUUCGCACAGUGCUGAGGAUGUGCUCAGCACAGAGCAGGGCCAGAGCCUUCCACACCUGUGGCUCCCAUUUGAUGGCGGUUUCCUUAUUCUUUGGGCCAGGAUUCUUCAUGUACUUACAACCUUCUUCUAGCCACAGGAGCCUGGAUAAGGUGGCCUCCAUCUUUUACAUCGUGGUCACUCCCAUGCUCAACCCAUUCAUCUACAGCCUGAGGAACAAGGAGGUGAAGGGAGCUCUGAUCAAGGGAUAUAACCAGCCUUGGAUCCUGGGGAUCCCCGACUCCGAAAGCCGAGGGGUCGACCUGGAGUCUGCGCUGGAGCUUUCUGCCAGAGGCUCCAGGUAA
Melopsittacus undulatus (budgerigar) is the source of this 1014-nucleotide messenger RNA. Its product is annotated as olfactory receptor 1038-like. Lineage: Eukaryota; Metazoa; Chordata; Aves; Psittaciformes; Psittaculidae. Gene Ontology annotation, biological process: sensory perception of smell; G protein-coupled receptor signaling pathway. Gene Ontology annotation, molecular function: olfactory receptor activity; G protein-coupled receptor activity; odorant binding. Bases 1 to 1014 code for a protein of 337 amino acids. The record is from RefSeq and is a predicted model, not a curated record. The transcript is spliced from 3 exons. Gene Ontology annotation, cellular component: membrane.